AUGUUGAGAGCAUCAAGACCCCUCUACUCGGCUAUAGCCUCCACCCUCAAAUCGUCUACCGGUAUCACCGGCCUCGCUGUCCACCCCGACCCCCUCCCAGCUUUGGCAGGGACAUAUAAAUCCACCCUUUCGCUUCUUCAGACAUUACCGGCCACAUCGGUAUACCGCCAAGCGACCGAGGCGAUCACAAAGCACCGGCUGUCGCUUGUGGAGAAUGCCGGAGGGGACAUCAUCGCCGCGGAGAAGGGAUUGGGAGGGAUGAUUGAGACGAGUCUGGAGGAGGCCAAGGCGGAAGAGGGCGUUGCGGGGAAGAUGGUCGAGUGGAAGGCAUGGGAGAACCUUCAAACACCUUCGCCGCCAAACCAAUGGCGAUACUUUGACCCCGGAAGCGAGUAG
Molecule: messenger RNA, 396 nt
Organism: Dioszegia hungarica
Lineage: Eukaryota; Fungi; Basidiomycota; Tremellomycetes; Tremellales; Bulleribasidiaceae
Product: ETC complex I subunit conserved region-domain-containing protein
Exons: 3
Coding region: 1-396 (131 amino acids)
Biological process (GO): respiratory electron transport chain
Source: RefSeq, a predicted model, not a curated record